AUGGAGGCUCCCGAGGAGUGGUGCGCCGCCGCCGCGGCCCGCGCCCACGCGGGCGCCGCGGGCUCCACCGAGGCCACGUGCGCCCGCGCCGCGGCCAGCGCCCCCUCGCCUUCCGCGGAGGAGCUGCGCCGGGCGCUCGCCAGGGCGGUCGCGGAGGCCUUCCAGAGCCUCCACCGCGCGCAGGACAUCAUCGAGCGGGAGUUGCCCGGCGUGCUGGCGUCGGCGCUCCACGCGCGCGGCGCGCCCGAGCCCUGCGGCAGCGGCGCCGCCAGUCCCGAAGAGUUGGCGGCCGCCCGCGCGCAUGCGUGCCACGAGGCGCCCAGCGUGGUGCCCGAGCGCUGCGAGGGGCACGGCGCGCGGCAGGGCGCCCAGGGCGCAGCCAGACCCUGCUGCAGCAGCGCCAGCCUCGAACCCGUGCGGCGGCAGCUCGCGCCGUGCGCCCUCGCGCAAGAGAUGCCCGGCUUGGUGCCCGAGUGCGGCGAGGCGCCCGGCGCGCCGCCAGGCGCCGCCUGGUCGCCGGGCGCUGCCGAGAGCACCGGGGGCGGCUCUGCCCGCAUCGACGACCACGGCCAGGCAGCGGAGGGGCCGAUGAGGUGGGCUCUGCAGAAGUGGCGCGCCUCCGAAGUAGCUUCGGACGACGCGCUCGAGGCUGAACCGUCGCCAGAUGGAGGCGAGCAUCCCGCCCCUGACCGCAGGCUCAGCUUGCACAGCAGCUCGUCGAAGAGUAGUUUUCCGAACCAGCCGCUGCCGCUCACAUCGGACAGCAUCGCUCUACACCAACGCGUGUUGCAGUUCAAGGUAUUGGGGAAAGAGCACAGCCAGGCAAUCCUGGAGCAGUGGAAGCACCUCGUCAAGUCUCUGCAGGAGAUCAGUGUUUCCGAGAUUUCCCAAAUUCACAGCGCGUGGACAGAAGCCAAGACUCUCGGUAUCGUGUUAUUUGCUCCUCAAAAGCCAGCUAAGGGAUCGGGAUCGGCAGCGAAGCUGUUUCACAGCACCACUGGUACCCUUCAAGAUUUUGACGGCAAGAUACGGCAUAGUGGUACGAACCAAGGGGAAAAAAUCAGGAGAGUUGCCAGCACGAUUCUGAUCUAUGUCUGUCACCCUUUUACCAAGCAGCGAAUCGCCUGGGACUUUAUAGGCAUGGCGCUCUGUUUACAUGACGUGACGAUGUUUCCUGCGGAAGUGUUUGAGUUGCCAGAAGAGUACCUGAACUUCCGGUUCUACUACGAGUUCUUGGCCUGCGUGUUCUGGACCAUGGACAUACCCAUCAACUUCAGCACUGGGUACAUAUCCAUGGAGGGCCUCCUCGAGAUGCGGAAGGGCAAGGUGAUUUCGCACUACGCGCGCACGUGGGCCACGCCGGACGUGGUCGUCACGCUCCUCGACUGGAUCUGCCUGCUCGCCAGCGUCAACAACUCCGGCAUCCUCCGCCUCGGGAAGGCCGCCUCCCGCACGAUGCGCUCGCUGCGGCUCCUCCGGCUGCCGAGACUCAGCGCCUCCCUGAACGAGGUAGUCGGGGCUGUCAGCUCCGAGGCCGUGAUCACACUGGCAGGAGUUGCCAAGCUGCUCAUGCUGCUGAUCCUGGUGACACACUACGUGGCCUGCAUGUGGUUCUGGUUGGCUGACACGUCCGACGAGAGCAGGACUUGGAAGACCAGGUUUCUGGGUCCGGCCGACUCCCAGCCGUACGGCCAUUGCGACGGACCGCGAUGCAUUGGGCGAUCACUCAAUUCACGCCUGCAUCAAUGGAGGUGGUUCCGACAAACGUUAACGAGCGUCUUUUUACCUGCGUUGUGA
Molecule: messenger RNA, 1797 nt
Organism: Prorocentrum cordatum
Lineage: Eukaryota; Dinophyceae; Prorocentrales; Prorocentraceae
Source: the annotation of a GenBank genome assembly